GGAGACGGCCGAGCGGAGCCACAACACACCCGCUGUGUUAUGGUGCUGCCCGGGUGACCAGGCCGGCCCCGCGACGGCACCGGCCCGCGGCCCUCACACCGCCCGCCCGACCCGACCACCUCGGCCCGCGGCACCUCGGUCAGCGGUCUGCCCGACGACAGAACCCACAGCACCGAUGGGGACGAGUCCCCACCGUUUGUACUGGGAGGGUCUGACGGUUGACUACCGCCUUCUGCCUAUACGGCUCCGGCCAGCGAACGGCACGCUGCCUCAGAUGAACUCCUUUCGAAGGUGAAGUUAGCUCCUCUGUCAGUCGGAGCCAUGGACGUUCUCAGGCUUCUUAGACGGAGAGGCGUUUUCAGACAGCGUUUCGUCAACGACCAGCAGUUGCGGUCACACCAACUCAGCACACCGCUCCGUGAAGUGAUGCUCCCGCCAUGAGCCACGAAGACUCCACUCCGUCACCGGCUCACCGUCCCAAGACUAGCUCGACCGUUUGUGGCGGCGACUCGACGUCACCUAGCCAGGACUGGUUGGUCCGUGUUUUCGGACAUGAGGUAGGCAGAUUCUGUCUAUUGAGUGAGAAAGAGAGAGAGAGAGAGAGAGAGAGAGAGAGAGAGAGAGAGAGAGAGAGAGAGAGAGAGAGAGAGAGAGAGAGAGGCGAUGAAUCGUGAGCCAGUGCAUCAGAUGGAGUGAGAGUAUCCUUGAUCCUGUCCCGAACCAUCCUAACCAUCACCCACCGUGCGUUCAUCGUGUAAGACCUAAAAUGCUCACUAAAAGUCGUGACACCCGUCCCUUCUUUCUGUAUUUAGUUGUGCCGACUCCUGCGCCGACCGACGAGGUUACCAUGGCCAUCAAAGCAACAUACGACGACAAGUAUCCGGUCACCACCAACUACUACUGGGCCAACAUCGACGUCAACAUGACGUCCACCCAGGGCGACGACACGUGGACCACGGGCCAGGGACCGGCCGGCUUCGAGAACUCGCUCAUUCUCCAGCAGGGGUGUAUGUCCCACCAGAAGUGGGCCAACCGCCGGGAAGCGUGCGCCCAUAACCCCAACAACUGCACGAACGGCUUCUCCUUCAGCAUCUGGGCGCGCAUCGAGAUGGAGGCCAUCGAGACGCUGUUUAACGGCACCGUCAGCACCCACCGGCGCUACAUCCUCAGCACAGGCGGCGACGACCAGGGCUCUCCGGGAGUAGCCAUCUACGUCGAGGGCCACUCACUGCACGCGCUGGUCUCCACGGGCGCCGAGUACUGGGACGUGUCCGUGGUCGGCCAGGUCAUCUCGCAGGAGUGGAUCAACAUCGGUGUGCGCUGGAGCAAGACGGAGCCGUUCGAGGUGCCCGGCUCCACCAAGACACUGCCCGGCCUGCAGCUGUACGUCAACAGCGUCCCGCUGGCGCGCGUGGCGGUGCCGGCGCCGGCACAGGCGGCCGUCAAGGCCAUCCUCGAUCCCGUGGAAGUGAUGGUCGGCUGCCACCGGACCAAAGACAACUUGGCCUACCGCGACUUCUGCAAGGGCGAGUUUGACGAGCUGGCCAUGUGGACGCGCCUGCUGCCGGCCAACGAGUCCAUCUACUUCCUCGGCGGAUACGACGAGCAGGACAAGGAGACCACGAUGAACUCACUGCUGGACGAGUUCCAGCGCUGCCCCAAGUGCCGCACCGACGCCAAGAUGUUCCGCGCCGCCAUCGACCGCGUGGAGAAGGCCAUCAAGACGCCGCCGCCGACCACGGCGCCGGUGGGCAGCACGGCCGACUCCGGCGGAGCGGAGACGGCCACCGCCGAGGAGGCGGCCGCCCCGGCCGACCUGCCAGAGGGCACGCCGCUGGCCAGCCCGGAGGAAGUGAGCAAGGUGCGCACGCUGGUGGACCUGGUCAAGAUGAUGACCUCGGAGGCCAAGGACCCGGUGACGACCGAAGAGCUUCCCCUCUUCCUGUCUUUGAAGCAGGUGGUGGGAACCGCCCUCGAUAAGGAGACGCUGCCCCAGUGGCGCAACAUCGAGUACACUUACAAGGAGGAGGGAGGUGCCGCCUCGGUGGUCACGGGCUUCGAGGACUGGGCGCUGGAGCUGGGCAGCAACACCGAACUGAAGAGCCUCAAGGAUAACCUCGUUCACCACGAGAAGGCCAACAACAUCGAGAUGGUGCUCCAGCGCACGGCUAAUUUCCAAAUAAGGCAGAAGCCCGUCCUCAAUUACCCGAUCGGAAAGACAGGACUCAACAGCGUCCGAUUGGCCAGCGAGCUGUUCCACAACCCGGAUAUCGACGCGUGUAAGUUUGUCGGAGUGACGGUGGUGUACGUCUUCUACCCCACCCUGGGACACGUCUCACCGCAACGCUACAGCAAACUGGACAUCAACGCGGCCGACACGGACCUGGAGCUGGAGGGGGGCGUGGUGUCGACCAAGUACGCGCUGAGCUCGGAUAACCCGGAGCUGGUGGCCAACUGCAGUCCGACGGCCGAGCAGCUGCGCAAGUACCCCCUGCAGACGUCCAUCAGCCACACCAACCCCGUCAAGGCCAAACGGGGCAUCCUCUUCCACGAGGGAGAGAUCGACACCGGGAUUCUGCGCCGCGCCUGCGUCUGGUGGAACCCGGACCUGUCCGACUACGGAGGCUGGGACACGGACGGCUGUAAGGCCGUCGAAUACAGCGACUUCCACACCCGGUGCGCCUGCGCCCACUUUGGCCAGAUGGCCAUCAUGGUGCAAAAGGAGCCGCCGAAGAUCGUUGAUUUGGAAUUCCUAUGGCUGAAGAUAAUCAAAUAUAUCUGCUACACGAUAUCAGCACUACUUCUUAUUAUAUUUAUUGUCGUCGUAAUAAAGAUCAAGGCGCUGCACGAGAUGUUCCACCUGAUGCGGCUGAACACGGCCAUCGGCCUGCUGUUCGGCUCGGUGCUGAUGGUGCUCACCGACAUCCCGGAGAUCCGCGCCGACCGGCACACGUGUACCGGGUUCGCCGGCGGCAUCCACUUCUUCUACCUGCUGGCGGCCGCCAUGGUCACCAUGGAGGGCAUCGCCGACUUUAUCUCCGUCACCAGCGGCGCCAUCGGCGGCAAACUCAAGUCCUACGUGGCCUUCUCGUGGGGUAUACCGUUCUUGUCACUGGGCUAUGCAAUGCUAAUGCAUCUGAUAGACUACGGCACCGACCCGCGGUGCAUGCUCGGCUGGCCCGAUCAGGUGAAGAUGACCAUGUUCCUUCCGAUGAUCGUGCUGCUCGUCUUCACCUUCGUGAUGACGUGUCUGGUGAGCUGCAACAUGCAGGCCUCCCGGCUCAGGAAGGAGAACAUCGUGGCCGAGCAGCUCACCGUCUGCAAGGGCUACGUCUUCUUCUCAUUCUACUUCUUCUGCACGUGGAUCGUGGGCCUGAUAGCCUAUCUGCGGCUGGGCCUUAGCAUCCCCAGCUUCUAUCCACUGUUCCAGAUACUUAACUCCACGGGAGGUAUUAUCUUCUUCCUAUUCUGCGGUAUUGGCUCGGAGCGGUUCCGACUGCUCAUCUCGGGCAAGUCGGACCUGCGGAAGAAGAUGCUACUCUCGUACACGGUGUCGGAGCAGCUGAGCGAGUCCCAGCAGAACCUGGUCGAGAAGGAGCCCAGCCGACCGGCCACGCCCGAGGACGACGAAGAGUUCGACCCGGAGGCCAUGGGACCGCGAGGACCCAUUGUGGCGUAACUUGACGUCAGUUCGUCCUACAACUGACCAACGGCGACCUGCGAUAGACCGGACCCGUGCCUCGGCCAUCGACGGCUCGGGUUAUUUGUGUGUGCAAUGUGUGUCUUCAACGUGACUCAACGCUCCACGGCACGCCACGCCACACUCGAAAACGAGUAGCGUGUGGCGCUGCUGUGAAAUCGAAACGCUUUACCCGUGCUGUUUAGUAUCUAUUGUAUGAUUUUAUCCGUAGGAUUUCAUCGGUUUCGCUUGCUCUUUCCUAUUUCAAUAUGACUGGCUGUAUUAUCAGUAUUGUGAGCGCACCGUUCGGACAGCGGCGGUUAUCAGACUCCGACACUCACUGUCAACGUCAUCGGAUAGACAUGCGGUCAGACCGUCUCGAACGGUUCGCGCGUUCAGACCGUCUCGAACGGUUCAUGCGGCCCCCGUCCCCGUUAUCAGCUGGGGGUCCUCGCAGUCACUGUCACUGUCACCUGGCAGUGAACGCGCACUUGAAACGGUCCGCGCGGCCACCGUCACUUUUAUCGGACGGUGAACGAGGUCUCAGUCAUUCGUCCUCGGCUGUCUGUGGUCGACCAUUACGCAGUGUUUGGCGCAGUGUCUGAGCCGUCACGACCACCCCACGGCUGACCGUCAGCAGCUGUCCGUUUUCAGGAGACGGUGCUAGCUCGGCAUUCGCUCAGUUGUUUGUUGUAAUUGUUUCAGAGGAUAAUAUAGUUUUAUUAGCAGCAAUGAGAAA
This is a messenger RNA of Amphibalanus amphitrite, 4418 nucleotides long. RefSeq names its product adhesion G protein-coupled receptor L2-like. The coding region runs from base 767 to 3679 and encodes 970 amino acids. The transcript has 21 exons. Gene Ontology annotation, molecular function: G protein-coupled receptor activity. Gene Ontology annotation, cellular component: membrane. Gene Ontology annotation, biological process: cell surface receptor signaling pathway; adenylate cyclase-activating G protein-coupled receptor signaling pathway. The record is from RefSeq and is a predicted model, not a curated record. Lineage: Eukaryota; Metazoa; Arthropoda; Thecostraca; Balanomorpha; Balanidae.